Microcebus murinus (gray mouse lemur) is the source of this 3344-nucleotide messenger RNA. Lineage: Eukaryota; Metazoa; Chordata; Mammalia; Primates; Cheirogaleidae. The record is from RefSeq and is a predicted model, not a curated record.
CCCGCCCCCGCCCCUGGAGAGGCCCGCGCUCCCGCUGCUCGCGCCUGCGCCGCCCGCCGGCCUCGAGAACGCGCCCUCUCGCCGGCGCGCGCGCUCGCAGCCACCGCCACCCACCAGCUCCGGCACCGGCAGCAGCGCCGCCGCCACCGCCCACCUUCUGCCGCCGCCACCACAGCCGCCUGCUCCUCCUCCGCUGUCUUCUCCCGUCCUCACCCUCCGUCGGCUAUCAGGUGAGCCGUGACCGGGAUGGCUGAGCCACGCCAGGAGUUCGACGUGAUGGAAGAUCAUGCCGAGACGUACGGGCUGGGGGACAGGAAAGAUCAGGGCGACUACACCCUGCUGCAAGACCAGGAGGGUGACACAGACCAUGGCCUGAAAGCUGAAGAAGCAGGCAUCGGAGACACCCCCAACCUGGAAGACCAAGCUGCUGGACACGUGACCCAAGCUCGCAUGGUCAGUAAAGGCAGAGAUGGGACUGGAAACGAUGACAAAAAAGCCAAGGGGGCUGAUGGUAAAACGAAGAUCGCCACACCCCGGGGAACGGCCCCUCCAGGCCAGAAAGGGGCCAACGCCACCAGGAUCCCAGCAAAAACCCCGCCGGCCCCAAAGACGCCGCCGGGCUCUGGUGAACCUGCCAAAUCUGGGGACCGCAGCGGCUACAGCAGCCCCGGCUCCCCGGGCACCCCCGGCAGCCGCUCCCGCACCCCGUCCCUGCCGACGCCACCCACCAGGGAGCCCAAGAAGGUGGCAGUGGUCCGCACUCCACCCAAGUCGCCGUCUUCCGCCAAGAGCCGCCUGCAGACGGCCCCCGUGCCCAUGCCAGACCUGAAGAACGUCAGGUCCAAGAUCGGCUCCACCGAAAACCUCAAGCACCAGCCGGGAGGCGGGAAGGUGCAGAUAAUUAAUAAGAAGCUGGAUCUUAGCAACGUCCAGUCCAAGUGUGGCUCAAAGGAUAAUAUCAAACACGUCCCAGGAGGCGGCAGUGUGCAAAUAGUCUACAAACCAGUUGACCUGAGCAAGGUGACUUCCAAGUGUGGCUCUUUAGGCAACAUCCACCAUAAACCAGGAGGUGGCCAGGUGGAAGUCAAAUCUGAGAAGCUGGACUUCAAGGAUCGAGUCCAGUCGAAGAUCGGGUCCCUGGAUAACAUCACCCACGUCCCUGGUGGAGGGAAUAAAAAGAUCGAAACCCACAAGCUGACCUUCCGCGAGAACGCCAAAGCCAAGACGGACCACGGGGCGGAAAUCGUGUACAAGUCGCCGGUGGUGUCGGGGGACACGUCUCCGCGGCACCUCAGCAACGUGUCCUCCACGGGCAGCAUCAACAUGGUGGACUCGCCGCAGCUCGCCACGCUCGCCGACGAGGUGUCCGCCUCCCUGGCCAAGCAGGGUUUGUGAUCAGGCCCCGGGGCGGUCAAUAAUCGUGGAGAGAAGAGAGAGUGAGAGAGUGUGGAAAAAAAAAAGAAUAAUGACCUGGCCCCUCGCCCUCUGCCCCCAGCUGCUCCUCGCAGAUCGGUUAAUCGGUUAAUCACCUAACCUGCUUUUGUCGCUCGGCUUUGGCUCGGGACUUCAAAAUCAGUGAUGGGAAUAAGAGCAAAUUUCAUCUUUCCAAAUUGAAGGGUGGGCUAAUAAUAAAAUAUUUAUUUAAAAAAGAAGCCACUCAGCAACAUGGCCACACCCAGCACUUCCUUGGGCAAUUCCUUCUGAUUCUUUUUUUUUCCCCCCCUCUGAGUCGAAGAGGGAGGAGAGGCUCUGAAAGCGGUUUCCGGGGAAUUUCAGGGGACCGGGGGUGCCCACCGCCCCUGGCCCCGUCCUGGGGGUGUCACAGAGGCAGCGGCAGCAACAAGGGAUUCGAAACUUGGUGUGUUCGUGGAGCCACAGGCAGAUGAUGUCAACCUUGUGUGAGUGUGAUGGGGGCGGGGCGGGCAGGGGAGAGGAAGGCGGGGCGGGCAGGGGAGAGGAAGGACGGCGCCGGGCGUGGGAGACUCGACGCCGCCCCCUGCCGGGCGCCGCCGGGAGAGCAGCGGGAAGGGCGACCGCCUCCGCAGCCUGCAGCCGCUCAGACCUGGCGGCCUCCUGCUCUUGGUGGCCCGGGUCGCCUGCGCGUCGGUGUGCCACCCCCUGGAGGGCGGCCUGGGGGAGAAGGGGCAGUGGGCAGGAGGAGAGGGAAGGUCGGCGGGAGGGUGGCACCCUGUGCGUUACUUCCUUGGAGGAGACUGACCUCGAUGUCUGAUGUCCGAGAGCGCUGGCCUCUUCCUCCCUCCCUGCAGGGUGGGGGUCCUUCUUGAGCUGAGCGGGGUCCUGAGCUAAGAGGCUUCCCUCGGCUCCAUGGAAACUGAUGUAUUGAGUUCUGAAGGUUGGAACUGCAGCCACGAUUUUGGCCACCUCGCAGACCGGGGACUUUAGGGCUAACCAGUUCUCUUUGUAAGGACUUGUGCCUCUUGGGAGAUGUCCGCCUGUUCCCACGUCUGGCCUCCGGCAUCUCUGGAGUGUUCGGGGGUCUGGGAGGUGGGUUCCAAGCCUCCUGUCCCUCCCACGGCCACUGCAGCCACCUCUGUCUGCCCUGCCCUGCGUGUGUCUGCUGUGAGAGCCAAUCACUGCCUGUACUCAUAAUCGUGUCACACUGUCCCGAGUUCCCAGCCUCACCACCCACCUCUCAGCAGUGGACAUUGGCUGGAUAUGGGAGGCACCUACUCUAAGUGGUGAAACUAAGGGAAGGCAAAGUCCAGGCACAAAGGUUGGGCCUAAGUCUCUCGCUCCAAGUUCCUCAUCCUGUGGGUGUGCCUCUCACAGCGGAUUUGAUGACCUUAUUCGAUUCCCUGCCCCCAGCCCCCAUCACAGAUAUGAGCCAGGGUGCUGCUCACCAAUGACCCUAGACGUUCUUGCCUUGUUGACGUGGAGAGAGCCUUUCUCUCCCAGAAGGCCUGGUCCCUUCCCGUGUUGAGCUGGCGGCAGGAGUUGGGUGUUGCCAAUGAUAGCACCAGGAUGGGCACGCCAGGCUCCCCAGGCAGGACCACUCUUCCUCCGCCCCCAACUUGUGCCCCAGCUUGAGACUGCCAGCCUCCCAGAGCCCAGCCACUGCUCACCUCCACGUGCAUAUAAUCACCCUCCACACCCCAAAAAGGGGAACAUGCCCCCUCGGAAAUGGUUCUUCCCCCCAGUCCCAGCUGGAAGCAAUGCUGUCUGUUCUGCUGGAGCAGCUGAACAUAUACGUAGAUGUUGCCCUUCCCUCCCCGUCUGCACUCUGUUGCAUUGUAGUUGGAUUUGUCUGUUUAUGCUUGGAGUCACCAGAGUGACUAUGAUAGUGAAAAGACAAAAAAAAAAAAAGACAAAAAAAAAAAAAAAAA